UCGAUGUAACCUGCUCACAGCAGAGAGAGGCGUGUGUCAAGAGAUCCUUGUAGUAAGACAAAGUCAUCGAAAAGAGGUAACCCUUUGCACCGUAACACAGAGAAAAAAAUAAUAAUACAGAACAACGGCGAAGCAAUGUCUGUCGCGGGACUGAAGAAACAAUUCCACAAAGCUACUCAGAAAGUGAGUGAGAAGGUUGGUGGAUCAGAAGGGACUAAACUUGAUGAUGAAUUCAAAGAAAUGGAAAAGAAAGUGGACAUUACAAGCAGAGCUGUAUUGGAAAUUAUGACCAAGACAACAGAAUAUCUUCAGCCCAACCCAGCCUCUAGAGCCAAGCUGAGCAUGACCAAUACCAUGUCCAAGAUCCGGGGUCAGGAGAAAGGUCCUGGAUAUCCUCAGGCCGAGGCCUUGCUGGGAGAAUCCAUGCAGAAAUUCGGAAGAGAACUUGGGGAGGAGUCAAGUUUCGGCUUAGCUCUCAUCGAUGCUGGUGAUGCCAUGAGGGAACUUGCUGAAGUGAAAGAUGCUCUGGAUAUGGAGGUAAAGCAGAACUUCAUUGACCCCUUGCAGAUCCUUCACGACAAAGACUUAAAGGAGAUACAGCACCACUUGAAGAAGUUAGAGGGUCGCCGUUUAGACUUUGACUACAAGAAGAAGAGGCAAGGCAAGCUUCAAGAUGACGAGAUUAAGCAAGCCCUGGAAAAGUUUGACGAGUCAAAAGAGAUCGCAGAGCAAAGCAUGUUUAAUUUGAUAGAAAGUGAUCAGAUUGAACAGGUCAGCCAGCUGGCGGCUCUGGUGCAGGCGCAGGUGGAGUACCACAGGCAGGCCACGGAGAUCCUUCAACAGCUGUCCAGCAAGAUAGAGGAGAGAAUAAGAGAGGCCUCUGCUAAGCCGAGGAGAGAGUACGUCCCCAAACCUCGUUUGGUCAUAGAGUUCACACCAAGUGAGGACCAGAAUGGAGCAAUAACUAACAGUGGAACUGCAAAGUCACCAGCCCCAAUGGACCAGCCUUGCUGCCGGUCUCUGUAUGACUUUGACCCAGAGAAUGAGGGCGAGCUGGGCUUUAAGGAAGGCGAUAUUAUUACCCUGACUAAUCAGAUUGACGACAACUGGUACGAGGGGAUGCUACAGGGCCAGUCGGGAUUCUUCCCCAUCAACUAUGUGGAUAUCCUGGUCCCCCUGCCCCACUAAGCAGUAAAGAUGCUUCCUGAGCACCGACCCUGUUGCAACCAUGCUGCUGCUUUGACUACAUUAUCGGUGCUGACUCCCUGCCUCCACAAUUGGUUGCUCAAAUCUUAAAUUUAAUCUUCUUAUUUAAACAGAGAAAGGGUCUGGUCGUUUAGCUGCAAUAUAUACCAAGUCAGGAUACAUAUGGCUCGGUAGCCCAAUCAACCAUCUAAUAAAAGGAAUAACGCUCCAAUGUGGGUAUUAAAGCAGUGAGAUGAACCAUUGCAGUUACAGCAAGCUGAAUUUGAGAAGGCACUAUCGGUUGCCAAACAGUAUACCAUCUAAGUUAUUAUCUUUUUAAACUGAGGCUCUGAAACUGCAGUUGUUUACAGUUACUUAUUAGCCAUUAGACGUAGGACUGGGCAACCAAAUUCACAUAGUAUGUCUAAAUCCCCUUUCCCUUUAAUUAAAUUAAAAUAUACAAAGCACAUAUGAUCGCUAAUGGCUACUGUAAUUUCCUUAUUGUAUUUCUCUUAAAGGCAAUGUGAAUGCCAGUGUUUGGCCCACUCAGAAGUCAUAUUGUGUGUUUCACAUUUACAUUUCAGUUUGUACAUAGUCAUUAUUAUUAGUAUAGUGCAUUUUCAACGAUACAAGGUGGAAAAGGACCAAUGGAAAACCAGGAUUAUUUGGUUUGUAGAAGGUUGAGGGUUGAUUUAAAAUGUUUUAACGUAAGUGUUUUUUUUUCACUGUUUCUGGGGAAAAGAUUUUGAAGUCUGUCUCAAAAGGACCAAUACGUAGAACCAUCAUUGGUUAAUUUCAGAGGGGACCUUACUUUGGUCAGUACAAUGCCAGUUGUAUUUUUAAUAACAGGGAAGCACAAUUUUGAAAUAUUAUUGGACCAUACAGUGUUGUUCUCUUGGUGUAACAUUUGGGAAAACUGUGUCUUGUGUACUGACAGAUCAUUCAUGUAUAAUCUUUUUUUUGUUCUUCUUCCCUUUUCUGGACAUUUCUUGUGAGUAUUUUGCCCUCAAUGAGGACUGUACAGCUAUUUUUGUGAUCAGAAACACUUGGUUGAAAGUAUGUGACCUGUAAUUUUGUGAAUGCUUUUAUUUUGUCAUGGGUUUGUUUAUUAGUUUUCAUCCUGGGUGUACAAUGAUGUGUCUAGCUUAUCUUAUUUCUGCUAUAGUGGUAAAUGUCCUUUGCUUGGUUAUUAAAUAUAAUAUAUAUAUAUAUAU
This is a messenger RNA of Acipenser ruthenus (sterlet), 2399 nucleotides long. RefSeq names its product endophilin-A1-like. The record is from RefSeq and is a predicted model, not a curated record. The coding region runs from base 136 to 1188 and encodes 350 amino acids. Gene Ontology annotation, cellular component: presynapse; cytoplasm; glutamatergic synapse. Gene Ontology annotation, molecular function: protein binding. The transcript is spliced from 9 exons. Gene Ontology annotation, biological process: synaptic vesicle uncoating. Lineage: Eukaryota; Metazoa; Chordata; Actinopteri; Acipenseriformes; Acipenseridae.